Molecule: messenger RNA, 1668 nt
Organism: Lodderomyces orthopsilosis Co 90-125
Lineage: Eukaryota; Fungi; Ascomycota; Pichiomycetes; Serinales; Debaryomycetaceae
Exons: 1
Coding region: 1-1668 (555 amino acids)
Biological process (GO): transmembrane transport
Cellular component (GO): fungal-type vacuole
Molecular function (GO): transmembrane transporter activity
Source: RefSeq, a predicted model, not a curated record
AUGUCAGAUCAGGAGAGACAACAGAUCACCCACGAUGACUACAACUUCCCACCAGGGACAGUCCAUCUUGUUGAUAUGAAUUUUAACUUGAAUGUACAAAAAGGUGAUGGUAACAUUAUUUUGCAUCCACAACCGUCUUCUAAUGUUAAUGAUCCACUAAGAUGGUCUAAAACGAAAAGAAACUUACAAUUUGCCUUGCUUUGGUUCUGGUCUUUUAUGUUGGCCCUUAACAUGAAUUUCAUGUCACCUUUGUUUGCUGACUGGGUAGUUGAAUUUCAUACAACAUACUUUCAACUAGGUGUUGCCAUUGCCCUUGGCUAUUUGGGAUUAGGUGUUGGUGUGUUGUUUAUUCAACCAACGGCAUUAAAGUUGGGUAAGGUGUUUGUCUAUAGGUUAGGUACUAUCCUAGCUAUUGUUACAUGCAUUUUUGGUUCUCAAUCUUCCAAUGUUGGCUACUUUCACGCGUUUAGAAUUUUGGCGGGUUUGGCUGCAUCUCCCGUUGAUACCUUGGUUGAAAUUUCUGCCAACGAUUUGUUUUUUCAGCAUGAAAGGUCUACUGCGUUUAGUUCAUUAAUUUUGGCGUUGUACGGAGGUACUGAUUUGGGUCCAGUGGCUGCUGGAUACAUUGCCGAUAGUAUGGAUUGGAGUUGGUGCUACUACAUUUUGAUCAUCAUUUUCGUCCCGAUGCUAGUGCUUCAAUUUUUUUGGAUGGAGGAAACUACCUUCAGGCGUUCUACGAAUGAAGAAGAAGAAUUGGAAGAGGAGAUUAUUGCACAAAUAAAGUCACAUGAAACUGGGCAAUUGGCCGAUUCACCAUCAAGCAAACAAGAGGACAAAAUUGAUAUUGUUGUCGAAUCUGAACCGGAGGAUGACGAUCAAGUUAAAUUGACGUACUGGCAAAAACACAAAUUGUAUCACACUGAACACAACGAUCCUCGAUCUUGGCUGUGCAUUUUUGUUAGACCUUUGUAUUUAGUUACAUUUCCUGCUAUUGUUUGGAGCGGCAUGAUCUACGGUUUUCAGAUGUUUUGGUUGUCGCUUACUGUGAAUACCCAAUCAGCAAUAUUCUCUGCUCCACCUUACAACUUCAGUAUCAACAAUGUCGGUUUGACAACAUUGGGACUUUUCGUUGGUAGUGUGAUUGGUAUGUUCUACGGUGGCCCCUUUGUAGAUUGGUUUGCAAUUAAAAUGGCUAAACGCAAUAAUGGAAUCAUGGAACCAGAACAUAGGUUGCACACCAUGCUUAUACCAACCGUUUUGAAUGCAGCAGGAAUAUUGGCAUACGGGUUAGGAGCUUAUUAUGGUCGUCAUUGGGCUAUAUCAGUUGUUCUUGGUCUUGGCUUGAUGGGUUUUGCAAUGAGUUCUUCAGGGGCAAUUUGCUUGGUUUAUGCAGUUGAGUGUUAUGAGAAGUUGGCAAGUGAAAGUCUCGUGUUGAUAUUGUUCAUUAGAAACAUGAUUGGUAUGGGUUUCUCUUUUGCCAUUUCCCCAUGGAUUGCAGCACAAGGUAUGAUGAAAACCACUUUCACUAUGUUUACACUUUCAGUAGUUGUCAAUGCAACUUAUCUUUUGAUGAUUUGGAAAGGGAAAGCUAUUAGACGUUGGUCAAAAGCUCGUUAUGAGAGAGUCAGUGUCCCCUCUUAUGGUGACAUUUUCAAAAGAAAGAAAUGA